AUGGCCAGAGUUGCUACCCCCAAUAGGAACUCUUUGACUUAUUUGAAUUGUUCCACCUGGAAUCCUUACAAGCAAACUUGUUUACCUCCUGGAGUGGAACCAGAAAAGCUCAGCCCAGAAGGAGGUUCUUUGGCACUUUAUCCGGCCACAGGGGAUCCUGAAUACCCCUUAGAAUUAGAUCAGUGCUCCAAGGGGUCUGAGUGUACAGAUGCUUCCAGGUGUACAUUGUGUUGUCCAGAGUGCAACCUGUUCCUUCAGCAUUCAGGUGGAGUACUUGGCCAACAGAAGACGUCUGCUUUCCAAUGUUAUGAAAGUUCUCAUGGACAGAAUCGAGCAGAAUUCGUGGGAAAUUUUCAACGGUUCUUUGAGAAAAACUGUUCCCAAGAUGGUGUUUUAGAUUCUCGUGGAGAAAACACUGAUCAUGGAGGUAUAAUAUGUCCAAACCCUGAUGGAGAUAAAAGCCAGUGCCCUGAAGCAGAGGAGUCAACAUCUGUUGACAUUGACAGUGAACUGGAGUCGUCUGCUUUCCAUGAACAAGGGCCUGAAAACGAAACUGUGGAUUAUUCAGACAAAUUUUUCAAGGAUAAAUUUGAGAAGUUGAGAAUUGAUAAAGAUUCCUGGACACAGAGAUGUCAAGCUGAAGAUACAAGCGACAAUUUAGAGACAGCAAUUAGUGGAAGUGUGAACAGCAGAACUGGUGUGAAACAACUCAUCAUGUCCAAUGAAAAUCACAAAUCGUCCCAAGCUCGGACACAAGCCAUGGGGAUGGAUUACAUCAGUGUAAAAACUCUACCUCGCUCGGAUGCUUAUGGAAAGGAGAAUUCCCCAAACCUUAGCCCUAUUCGUAGCAGCAAAUCAAAUAAUUACUGGGAUUUGUUGGGGGUUAAUCAGCGGGGAGAGCUUGGGCUAAGCCGUCGUGGUAGGCCUAGCCAAACACAACAAUCUUACCCAACUUACUGUGAUUAUAGGCAUACGAGUGGCUUUGGGGCCAAUGGCUAUGAAGGAUCAACUUCUGCAGUAGGGCCUUUAGACUCGGGGGACAGACGCAGUCUUGACUCGAGCCUACAUUGGUUAAAACUUGAAGGAAUGCAGGAAUAUGAGUAUGAAGACACUCAAAGGACACACAGCUAUCGCGAACAGCCUGUUGGUACAUCAAGUUUGAGUCCUCGUGCAAACACUUAUUCAUAUUUCCCACAGGGUAACAAUAUGGCAGACCCGUCACAUCCUGGGAUUCUUACAACUCCCACCAAAAAUUUCGGAUCGGAUACUGGGGAUACUUAUGGCGAAUUCAUCUAUGUUAACGGAAUACAGUUAAGGAGACCUUCGAAUGGAAUAAGAGCACCAAGUUCUGGGCCCCAUUCAAAACAUUACCAUUAUCCAAGGGUAUCUGAAAUGUCAGGAAACGGUGACUACGUGUACAUGGGAGGGUCUGAAGGAAAUUCCGAUUUAAGUACUCCGAUUAAAAAACAAGAAAAUGGGAAUUAUUGUUCAAAUAGGAUUUCCGGCGACUGUCAGGAUUUGUACAGUGAUUAUAUGCAGCUAGAUCCAAAACAAGCGGAAAAGUCGAAAUCCUCUUCUUGGAAUAAAAAACUUGUCCGCCCAAUUCAGUAUUUGAAGGAUUCGUUUGCAAAUAGGACGAAAUUUGCCAAAUUGAAUUACUCCUCGUAUGACGAUAUGUUGGAUGGGGAUGAGGAUUACCGCUAUCUUCCGUCUCGGGCACCGUCAAAUAGUCGCAUUGCUGAACUGAAAGCGAGGCUCCUGCAUUCGAAUCAGAAAGAAAAAACGCAGAAUUACACAGAGUUAAAAAGGGCAAACUACACUGGCGCGGUUGGCAUCAGGAGGAAAUUUAACAAGAGCAGGGGAUUGCAUCGCCGGACUAAAAGUGAAGGCGAUGGGUUGUUUCUGCUUCAGGAUUAUGACGACGGAUCAGUUUACUCGAGUCACCGGAGGCGGUCGAUAGAGGUCACACAGAAAGGUAGCGGAAACUACGAGGAUAUCCUGAACAUUUACACGGGAGCAGAUUUCAAAUAUCCAAGGGUUAAAGAUUAUGAGGAUUUUGCAGUCUGUCAGAAAUAUGCUCUUGCAGCUCAACAAUCUAACACAAAUUCACCAGAAUUAGGCAAGAGACAGUGGGAUUUUACGAGAAAUGGGCCUGUUUCGCCGGUCAGCAGUCGAGGCUCAAGGAGUACCUGCCAGUCUUCACUUGAAGGGCCCCAUGUGCGUUCCUCUAGUCUGGUGAACACAAGCUAUCAAAGUGCCGGCAGCCAUGCUCAUUCUCAGAGUUUUAACACGAGUCAUGAUCUAGAAAGUAGCAGCUUUAGCGGUGUCAGUUUUCGCAUUGGAGAUGUCACUCAAGAUAAAAUCCCAUGCCAGACAGCUGCGCAAGCCAAGCUGGCAAAGGUGGCAGACUUGUCUCAACUGGUUGGUCCACUCACAGAAGAAGCUAUCAUUCAAAUACUGAAAGCACGAUUCCAGGCUGAAAAGUACUUUACCAGUAUCGGUCCAUCGCUCCUCCUACUGAAUCCAACGAAUCAAAAGCCAUUCCCCAAGGUGCUCUACGGUUUACCCACAUCCAUCCCAGACAUUCAGAAUGAGAUACAACACAUCGUGACACGAUAUAUUGAAAGUGGUCACUCACAGGCCAUCAUUCUGGGUGGAUACAGCGGCAGUGGGAAAACCUACACGUCACAUCUCCUUCUCCGACAGCUAUAUGAGGUGAUCGGUGGAGGCUCAGUCACGGACAGUUUCAAACACAUCUCGGCCGCACUGACCGUCAUACAAUCACUUGGCACAGCUUCCACUGUCAGCAACAAGCAUUCAAGUCGAGUGGGUUACUUCCUCGAGAACCAGAUCUCAGAUCUUUCAGUCACCAAGACAAAGAUCAACUGCUAUUUCCUUGACCAGGCCAGGGUGACCGAUACUCCACUUGGUGAGAGAAACUUCCAUAUCUUCUACCAGAUGUUGAGCGGUCUAACCAAAGAAGAAAAAGUCAAACUCCAUCUUGAUGGCUAUGAACUGAGCGACUUCGCCUUCCUACCGCCCCAUAUCCUUGACCAUGGCGAUCUCAAGACAAGCUUCACAACUUGGAAGACGUCCCUGGCUGAACUGGGCAUUCCCUUCUACGAUGUGAUGAGAGUUCUUUCAGCAGCAUUGUUACUUGGCAAUGUGUCAUUCCACCUGGGCGAUUCUGCCAAGUCUGACCCAAUUCCCAACACAGAAGCAGCAUCCGUUGCAGCACUCCUUGGUAUCACUGGCAUGAAGCUGUACAAUGCUCUCACAGUCAGAACAUCCAUAGUUGGAGGACAGAAAGUGAAGGCCAAGUUAGACCCAGAAAAUAUUCAAAAGAGCCGCAACUCUCUAGCAAAAGCAUUGUUUACACGGACGCUUGCUGCUAUCGUCAAGAGAGCCAACACCAUGAAGCGGCCAAGCUCAGGAUCAACCAUCAGCACGGAUAGCUCAGAUUCUAUGCAGCUAUCUGGACAAGAUCUCUUGAUGAGUACCCCCAGCAAGUAUCCGGGCACUCCAAAGUCCCAAUCAAAUCACUCCGGCUCUGGCCACGGAGGCAAUGGAUUCAUCGGGAUUGUCGACAUGUUUGGAUUCGAGAUCACGCAGGUGAAUCGGUUUGAACAACUCUGCAUCAACAUGUGUUCUGAAGUGCUGGAACAUAUCUAUACAACACAUCUCUUCCGCAACCCCCUCGACUGUCAGAAAGACGAAGGUAUCAAGUCUGGGAUCGACUUCAUCGAUAAUACAGCUGUAGUAGAGAUAUUAUCGGCUAAGAGGACAGGCUUGCUCUCUAUUCUCAACAUUGAGACAUAUCAGCAGAGCUGUCCGGCCGAGUUCCUCAAUCAACUCAACUCUGUUCAUGGUGCUAAGACAAACUUGUUUCGAACGGACAACGAGAAUCUCACUUUUACAAUCACCCACUAUGGCGGCAAUCAGACGUACAACACGCACAGUUUUCUGGAUACGAAUCGUGAUAGUCUUCCUGACGACAUUGUCUGUAUCUUUGCAAAACAGAACUGCAACUUUGGUUUCGUCAGCCAUCUUUUCUGUGGAGAUCUGAGGAAUUAUUCAGAAUUGAGUCCAAAAGGCAUGCAGCAUCGGGUUGCUCCGGUGCCUGCCCCGGAACCUGGAUCAACGGGUCACGAAGGCAAGAACACGUUAGCUCAUGACUUCAGCAUGAAGAUGGACGGAUUACUCAAAACACUUGGCCACGCUAAGCCUCACUUUAUCAGGUGCAUCAAGUCUUCAUUUGACGGGGACGCUAGCAUUUUAAAUCGAGACGAUGUCGUCGUUCAGCUGAGAGCACUGCAAGUGUUAGAGACAGUACAUCUAAUGGCUGCUGGUUACCCCCAUAGGAUGCGAUAUCGGGCGUUCAACUCCAAAUACAGAUUCUUGACCAACGGGCGGCGAAAAAUGGAUGACCCUGUUCACGAAGCCAAGAUGAUACUGGAUUUCUUCCUGAAAGCCAUGGACAAAAGUAAACACCCAUACGGUAGCUGCUGUUGGUCUCUUGGAAGGAAGUACAUAUUUCUCAGUGAGGGUGCUAGACGUCAGCUGGAACUGCUUAGGGCAGAAUGGAAGGAUGUUGCGGCAACUAGGAUCCAGGCUUUCUGGAAAUGUUGGCAAUGUGCAAAAAAAUGGAAGAUACUUCGAGAAAAACAAAAAGUGUCACAACCGAGGAGUAUUUCUGGAAAACUUGAUACAUGUAUGUCCCCGGAGCUGAAUCUGAUGCCAAAGAAAGAACAGCUCAAUCACACAGACUACAUGCUUCUGAAGAAAACGUGUCAGUUUUAUGGAGUUGAAUUGGACACUCCACCUCCUCUCCCAGCCAAUCGAGGCUAUACGGUACAGGGUGGCGUAAAGAUGACGUUCCCACAGACGAGGAUCAUGAAACAAGACUAUGGAGAGGAUGGCAACCUUGGAUGUAUCCUCCACAAAGGUCAAGAUGUCAAGGUCACAGGGGUCAAACGUGGUUUCGUAAUCGUUGAGCACCAGGGACAUACAAUGUACAUACCUCAUCAGCUGACCGAUACAAAAGUGGGAGAAUAAUUAUUACGCAAUAAAUUGUACUUUGAUGAAUUUGUGCUAUGAUUUGCAAUUAAUUGAGAUAAUAUUCCUCUCUAUAGCUGCUAAAUCUCACAAUCUCUGAAAACUUUGUAAAUAAUCAUUUUCACCAAUCAUCAUUUCUUGUGUAUAGUUCAUCAUCAUUUGGGAGAAUCACUGUAAAUAUCCAUUAUGACCAGUUUUUGUCAAAACAAAAACUCUAUUAUUGAAUUGUAAGAAUCAUUUAAAAAUUGUAUGAAUACAGGUUUCUGUUUAUCUGGAAAAAGAAUGGAAUCUCUCUUAGGGAACACUUCAGUAAACUGGACACCCUCUCUAUUGUGGACAUUUUCAUUCAAUUUGACCUCAGGACACCUUGCUAUAAAGGACAGCAAAUCCGAGUCCCAAGUGUGUCCCCUAUAGAAAGGUUCUGCUGAUUAACCCCUUCCUGUUGUAUUGACAUGCACAUGGCUCGCAUGUGUGAAAUAUUUGAUAGUCUGACACUUGCCUAGUGUGAUAAGAUAAUGUCGUUAAAAAUAUUGUGACCCUGACUUAAGUGAACAGUACAUAAUUCUCUCAAAAACACCAAAUAGGGAUUCUUCUGACAAACUAUAAACCGUUUUUCAAGAUAAAAACAAAAUAAAAACAUUCUGCAUGACAUGUAUAUUGAUAUUGCCUACAUUUGUAUUAUCACGCAUAUCAUAUCUGGAUAAGAUUUACCGGUACUUCUUCACAGCAAUUACCUUGACUUGUGCAAUUCCACAGUGACUUGAGACAUGAAAA
This is a messenger RNA of Lineus longissimus, 5829 nucleotides long. RefSeq lists its product as uncharacterized. Gene Ontology annotation, biological process: vesicle transport along actin filament; actin filament organization. The record is from RefSeq and is a predicted model, not a curated record. NCBI's taxonomy places the organism in Eukaryota, Metazoa, Nemertea, Pilidiophora, Heteronemertea, Lineidae. Gene Ontology annotation, molecular function: actin filament binding; cytoskeletal motor activity; ATP binding. Gene Ontology annotation, cellular component: vesicle; myosin complex; actin cytoskeleton. The coding region runs from base 1 to 5055 and encodes 1684 amino acids. The transcript has 22 exons.